This is a messenger RNA of Acanthosepion pharaonis, 684 nucleotides long. The record is from the annotation of a GenBank genome assembly. Lineage: Eukaryota; Metazoa; Mollusca; Cephalopoda; Sepiida; Sepiidae.
AUGUUUGCUUUUGUUGCGCAAAAGAAGCAAAGCGCAAUCUUCUUGACGGCGGGUAUUCUAGUUUUCGUUCAAAUCUAUAUUCAUCUCUCUCUCUCUCUCUCUCUCUCUCUCUCUCACUCUUUCUCCCGCUUUCACUCUCUCUCUCUUCUUCUAGCUAUCUCUCUCUUUCUCUUUUUGUCUCUCUCUCUCUCUUUCGCUCUCUUUCUUUCUAUAUAUCUCUCACUUUUUUCCUCUUCCUCUUUAUCUCUCUUUCUCUCUCUCUUUCCUUCUCUCACUCUCUCUCUCUCUCUCUCUUCAAAGCCGCGAAUUCACCGCGAGAUUGGGCCAUGUUACAGGCGUCGACAACAGUUCUGUAUCUUUCUUACCACUGCAGUCAUUUGUAAUUAUCCAAAACAGCCAUUCGUGACUGUCUCUCGCGCUACCAGCACCACAGGUCCUGUCAUCAAGAAUACAAUUAAACCAUUAUCAGGAUCCACAUCGCGGUGUUCUGGAGACGAACCCCGUCGUUUAGCUUCCCUAUCGCUAUUUUUUCUCUUCUUUGUUUCUACUUUUAUAGAGAGAUUAAGCUUUUUCUUCAAUUUAUAUUCCCUUUCGUUAUUUCCUAACGUACCUCUCUCUCUAGCUCUCUCUCUCUCUCUCUCUCUCUCUCUCUCUCUCUAUCUAUCUACCUAUCUAUCUAGCUAG